UCCUGUUUACCAAAUAAACGGAUUGUAGAUUGCAACAUCGCUGCCUUUUUCCCAACCACAUCACGACAGGCAGAUUUUAUACACCGUGCACGGUCGGCAUUUGUUAUUUAUGACAUAUUUAUCGUGUAGUAUAUGCCGCUUCCAGUCGUAUGCGAUCGUAUGUCACGAAUGAGACGAGGACUUGACAUUGAGGCGACGUGAGCAGGCCGUGGAGGAUCCUUGGUGUUUCCUGACUCCAGUUGACCGGCGAGCAGUCACACUGUGUUGGCUGUCUGCUGCCGCGUCACCGUCCAACUAAACGCGGCUGGCCGUGCUGGCUGGAUCUCUGCUGGUUCGGACAGGGGAACACCACCGGUGCCCUGAAUUCAGGAAGACACUUCGGCUCCGGCCCCCUCAAGAGGGCAGCCAGGAAGGGAUGGCCUGCUCGGUCUUCCCGUCCCAGCGGACAAGGUGCUGCGGUCUUUAAAGGAGGUCGAGUCCGGUUAGAGUCCACCAGCUCGGUUCGAGGCACUAUGAUGGCCGCCUGCCCUUCCGCGGUCGGCGUCUUGAAAGACGCUGGGCUGUCGGCCAGGAAGAGUGAGGAAAUAGCGGAUUUGAUAGACUUGUUUUCCAAGGCCCAGUACCGAGCAAAGGAAGUGACUCCUCGGAUGGAGGCCGUAGAAAACCGGUGUCUGGAGUUAUUUGCCAAAGAUUACAAGUACAGUGUGAUCCAGAACGCCAAUGGAGAAGUUUGCGGUCAUUACCCCCGACAGAUCGUCUUCUUGGAGUACGAAUGCACAGACGUGGAACGAGACAGGUUUGAGAGCACGGUGCAGAUAAGUAAACUGCAGGAUUUGGUGAACCGGAGUAAACUAGCUCGCUGCAGAGGGAGGUUCGUCUGUCCGGUCAUUCUCUACAACGGCAAGCACAUUUGUCGCUCAUCCACUCUGGCAGGCUGGGGGGAGCUCUAUGGACGCACGGGCUAUAACUACAUAUUCUCUGGAGGAAGUGAUGAUACAUGGGCAGAGUCAGAGGAGCUUCCUCAGGAUGACAGCGCAGUCAGGAACGGCGACUCCCAGCUCUUUGACAAGGUCCGUGGCCACGACAUCAAGCUCCUGCGUUACCUGUCAGUUGGCUACAUCUGCGACCUCAUGGUGGAGAACAAGAAGGUUAAGUUUGGCCUAAAUGUGACGUCCUCCGAGAAGGCAGACAAAGCCCAACGCUAUGCAGACUUCACGUUGCUCUCUGUGCCUUACCCAGGAUGUGAGUUUUUUAAGGACUACAAAGACAGAGACUACACAGCCGAGGGACUGGUGUUCAACUGGAAUCAGGACUAUGUGGACGCUCCUUUGACAAUCCCGCCAUGCUUUACCAAGAACCUAAACAUCGACUGGGCUCAGUACCAGUCAUGGGAUCUGGUGGAGCAGACGCAAAACUACCUGAAGCUGCUGCUGCAUAUCAUCAACAGUGAUGAUGACAAUGGCCUUCUUGUGCACUGCAUAUCAGGCUGGGACCGAACACCUCUGUUUGUUUCUCUCCUCAGGCUGUCUCUCUGGGCUGACGGUGCUGUGCACGCCAACCUGGAGCCGGCCCAGAUCCUAUAUCUGACCAUUGCUUACGACUGGUUCCUCUUUGGUCACAUGCUGCCAGACCGACUCUCCAAGGGGGAGGAGAUUUUCUUUUUUUGCUUCAAUUUUUUGAAGCACAUUGUCUCAGAGAAGUUCUCUGCUGUUAGAAAACAGAGAAGGAAGAACUCCCACUUGAAAGAGGGGGACUUUACAGUGGAGGACCUCUGCCAGUUAAAGUCAAGGGAUCGUGGUAGUGUGACAAGUCUUAGCAGUGAGUUUUCCCUAAUCACUGAGGAGGUGGGUGUAGCUUCCAGUUUCACCAGUGACACUGUGGACCUCUUCUCCAGCCAGCCUCCACUUCCCGCUUGGAAAAAAGGCACCACUUCCUCUCCUCAGAUGGUCGUAUGGGCCAAACAAAACCCCCUAGAUGAACAACUCCCAAACCCCCUCAGUGAGGCCAGGUCUUCCAGCUCUUCCUCCUCCAACCAUUCAGAACAUGCUGUCACUCGCACUGGCAGCAGCCCACUGGCUGUCCCUGGCCGAAGGUUAGCAGCAGACUACACUCGCUCGGGGUCUUCUCUGUCCACAGAGUACGGGAGCUGGCAGAUCGUGUCAGGUUGCGGCAGCAUCCACGAUCAUCCACCCUUCCAGCCACCUCAGGCCUCGGCCUCCUCAGCCUCGUCUGCUGUGGCUGCUCCCUAUGACUCCCUCCUGCCUUUCAGCUUCCAGGAGGAGGGUCCCAAUGGACGCAUGUGUCCCUUCCCCUCAGAGCGUCAAGCCCGUCUAGAAGCUGUACGUGAAACCUUCCUGGCAGCCUACAGCUCCACUGUCGGUCUUAAGUCUGUGGUGUCCAGCCCCUCAGCCGCAAUCUCAGGCCUCCUUGAGCAGUUCGCCCGUGGCGUGGGCCUUCGGAGUACUAACGCCAUCGUCUGAACACCUUGCAGUGAGAGUUCCCACCCCUUUGCUUCAUCCAAUGGAAUCAACUGUGGACUCCAAUAAAGUGCCAAACAUCCCCCUCAUACAGGAAGUUGUUCUGCUCUUCUUGAAUCAUCCUGUUGUCAUGUCACUUUUCCAUCCAUCCAACUCCAGACUAAAACGACAUCCAGCCCACUUUGAGCAGUUUGCUUCCUGUGGGUGCAGGCGAGUGCGACUGUGUCUAGUCGCAGCUUGGGUGGGGUUAGGGGAGCUCACCUACGAGCCACACCCCCCUGCGUCUGGCUCCCUUCCAUCCAAGGUGUGGUCUCCCCUUCCAUUCUUCUUCAUUGGGUCUUCUUAAUCACUCUUUGUCUUUUCCUGGAUUGGUUUUAUCCGUUGGUUGUAAUUUGGGAGGGAAUUGUUUUGGUUUUGGCUGUAACAAAAAGGGAGUGUGAGAUCAGCUUAUUAAUCAGCCUACUGAUCACGCUUAUUGCCUUCCAUUGGACUUAAUGUCACGAGGCGUUAUGAAUUUCGACUAACCCAGCACUUAUUGGCACUCUUCAUGCUGCAGUGAUCCAUCCACUCACACUUUGCCAUGCUGGUACUGGACAUACAGUACACAAUGUCAUGGCAACACCUCAUUGGUGUAUACGUAUAUACCAUAGAAAAAUAAGUAUUUGAUCCCCUGAUUUAGUACAUGUACCCUCUUACGGCAAUACGGACAGUACAUUUUUAUGCUAACAUUAUUUCAACAGACAGAAUGUAAACAAAAAACAUCAAAUGAAGGUUAUAAAUGCAUUUGUAUUUGAUGAGUACAUCUGAAUGAUUGCACCAUCAGUGCUCUCUUUCUCACCAAGCUGCCUCUUCAUGCUUUUGUGGUCCAUUCUAGUCUUGUGCAGGUGUACAAACCUGAGGUCAGCGCUAUGGACUUCUCCAUGGUGGCGGAGAGGUUUGAAUGCAAUGUUUGUGUGACAGGUGUCUUAUCCACAUAAUGACUUCUGACAUUGUUGUUUGGCCAUGAGUCAAUUCCGAAGGCUCUAGUCAUCAGUAUUUACAUUUUAGGAAUAAACCAUGUAAUUCAUGCUGUGUUAUGGUUAUGGUUUAAUUCUUUUCAAACAUGCAUGCAGUUUACAUUGAAUGCUAUGUUACAAUUCAUAAUUCCACGUUUGAAAAGGAGUAGGAAGAAGCAGAUCUUACUUAAUCCUACUCCCUCUCAGGAUCACAUCAAUGGCUUCCUGUAUUCAGCGUGCACUAAUUCACUAUUCACAUUAUUCUUUCAUACAAUCAAAGCUGUUAUAAUUAUUAAAACAAAAAAAUUAGAUGAGAUAUGAUCAUAUAAUACAGUAAUCCCUCGUUUAUGGUGGUUGAUUUGUUCGAUACCAGACGCACACGUUAGCAUUGGGAGAGUUCAUCUUUUUUGUUGUUUUUUUUUUACUUCCUGCUCUGUACAGUACUUCCUGUGGUGGCUAUUGUCUAAUUACUGACACCUAGUGACCAGUAUGGAACACUACAUAUCACAAAGUCUUUGAAUGCAUCUUCUGAAUGCCUUAUAUUUGUAUUUUGCUUCAUUUAGCCAUUUUUAUGCUUGCAAAUGCUUCAUUUGAUUCAUAACAGGCUGUAUUCAACCGCAUGUUUCAUUAGUAUGUUUACGAAAUUCGGAAGGCAAAGUGGCGAGCGAUUACUGUACUUUCUUAAGGGGACAGGACCCUCUUGUGUGUUUUAUGGACACAGCAGCUUUGCAUUCUGUCUGUUUAAAUGAAGUUAGCACAAAAAUGAUGUACAAGUCAAACCGGUCUAUAGAGGCCGCUGAAGGGAAACGGCAAAAGUGACCACUAUAAACAGGUGGCAAUUAUUGACUGGUUGGCGGCGAUUUUGAUUUGAAUUUUAGAAUCUAUUCACGGCGGCAUUGUAAAGUGGGAAGAUUACCGUUUUGGCUGUCAUUGAUUCUUUUCAGGGCAGCAUUGCAAAGUAAGAAGACGGCUUUUUUUUUUUUUUUUUACAACAA
Molecule: messenger RNA, 4467 nt
Organism: Dunckerocampus dactyliophorus (ringed pipefish)
Lineage: Eukaryota; Metazoa; Chordata; Actinopteri; Syngnathiformes; Syngnathidae
Gene: mtmr14
Product: myotubularin related protein 14
Exons: 20
Coding region: 513-2480 (655 amino acids)
Biological process (GO): dephosphorylation
Molecular function (GO): phosphatidylinositol-3-phosphate phosphatase activity
Source: RefSeq, a predicted model, not a curated record